AUAAAACAGCAUUUGAAUUUUCGAAGGGAGAAAGAAAAUGGCGGCAACGAGCGACGAAGAAAUGGAAUCACUGCUCUCUGCUUUCGAUCAGAUCUAUGAGGAUGUUAAGAACGGCAUUUCGGAGAUGCACUCCUUGCAAUCUAACCACGCUAGAGAGUUGAAGAUGCGUGAAUCACUCGAAGCUACUUGCAUCACCCUCAGAAGAGAGAAUGAAAAUAUGGCGAAACGGUACAUGGAGUCUUUAAAGAAUCUGGCUGAUCAGGUGCUUGAAGUUAUGCCCUGGACUCAGUUUUCUUGUUUGAGUAGAGAAGGUGGUACUAUAAGGAUGAAAUAAACAUGCUUUGGAUCUAUGAUUGAAAGUUGGUUGUAAAUUGCGGUUGAUUUCCGUACAAAAUGCCUCAACAUGAAAGAGGAACUGGAAAGAGCAAGUAAAGAAGUUUUCUUUAAAGAAGAUGAACAUAAAAAGGCUAUGAAACUGCUUCAGCAAGAAUAUGAAGAAAAAAUUGCAAGAUUAGAAGCUGAGAUUAAGGCAUGUCUACAUAAGGAAGCCACAUAUGAAUCAACCACAAAUCAGCUGCAUCAAGAUUUAACAGCACAUAAAAAUCAUAUGCAAGUCCUAGCUAACAGGUUGGACCAAAUCCAUUUUGAAGUGGAAUCAAAAUAUAAUGUUGAGAUUCAAGACUUGAGAGAUUGCCUCCUGGCUGAGCAGGAAGAAAAAAAUGAGUUAAACAGAAAAAUAAAGAAACUGGAAAAGGAAUUGGUGAUUUGCAAAGAGAAGUUGGUAGACCAGCAGCAAGAAAUGACCUCAAACUGGCAAGUGGAGACACUGAAGCAGAAAAUCAUGAAACUAAGAAAGGAGAAUGAGGUGCUCAAAAGGAAGUUGUCUCAUUCUCAAGAGGUGAAGUAAUGUUGGAAAACUCGAGCUAGCAACUUGAGUUCAUGGUGAUACGGUUUCCAACAC
Messenger RNA from Arachis ipaensis, 961 nucleotides. The record is from RefSeq and is a predicted model, not a curated record. Lineage: Eukaryota; Viridiplantae; Streptophyta; Magnoliopsida; Fabales; Fabaceae.